GAAGGACAUCUCAGUGACCUACGACCUGUCCGUCGAAAGGCCACACUUCAAGGUUCAAGAUUCAAGAUCGGUAGUCAGGAUUCGAAGCAUCACCCAGCAGAGUUUACACUGCCAUAAGACGCAUCCAAGUCAGCUGAAAUUCUCCGGACGUAUCAGAGACUCAGACCACAGUCACCGAACGGUAACCAAAAAGAUCCCCGUCAGAGGCUACGGGCUACAACCUACCGCACAGCCCCCAAACUUGUAAAAGCCCCAUCACUUACGCCAUCACCAAAACCGACAAUGAACACCGGAACCGACCAACAAGCCGGACGGGGUUGUUACUACCUCCCUGCCUGCUACCGCCCAUGUCCCCAGACCGAGGCGGUCGUGGUCGCCCCCAGAUGGAUCCUGGCGGCUCGGUUUUCCGAUUAUGCCAGUUUCUUAUCUACGGGCUUCUUGUCGGCCUUCUGUCUUCUGUCCUCCAAGGGGGAUACUGGAUGGGGCACACCAUUUUCAACACUACCCGCGAGAUUGAAGUGGAAGAGUGGGAACGUCAGAAGCGACAGGCGGAACUUACCAACCAGGAAUUUGUCUACCGAAGGACCUACUGGACGAGCUUUUUACGGGCCAUAGCAAUUGGGGGCGAGCAUAACGAGGCUCGCCAUCGUCCUGCUGAGACCGCAGACUCCGGGGUCGAAAGGCAAGCCGAAGCGAAAGAACAACAUGAUGGCAAGGACUGAGUACUCAAUGAUGCCAAGAGUGCUGACUCCUGAGCAGUGAGUACAGCAUGAUGACUACGAAGAUGAAUUACCUGGAGUCACGUUCGACGCAGUCUCUGGCCGCCAGAAGUGCCAGAACUCUAGUCUCUUACUCAAAUAUUCUACAGGGGCCGGAUAGGGAGUCGGGUGGUUCAUGGGCCAUGGCUAGCGAAUAAUGUUGGGUGC
Sodiomyces alkalinus F11 is the source of this 926-nucleotide messenger RNA. RefSeq lists its product as hypothetical. Lineage: Eukaryota; Fungi; Ascomycota; Sordariomycetes; Glomerellales; Plectosphaerellaceae. Bases 348 to 722 code for a protein of 124 amino acids. The record is from RefSeq and is a predicted model, not a curated record. The transcript has 2 exons.